Messenger RNA from Lingula anatina, 1010 nucleotides. Its product is annotated as voltage-dependent calcium channel gamma-7 subunit-like. NCBI's taxonomy places the organism in Eukaryota, Metazoa, Brachiopoda, Lingulata, Lingulida, Lingulidae. Gene Ontology annotation, molecular function: channel regulator activity; voltage-gated calcium channel activity. Gene Ontology annotation, biological process: transmission of nerve impulse; positive regulation of synaptic transmission, glutamatergic; neurotransmitter receptor internalization. Gene Ontology annotation, cellular component: postsynaptic density membrane; AMPA glutamate receptor complex. The record is from RefSeq and is a predicted model, not a curated record.
AUGGCGUGGUGUGGACGUAAGCGUUUCCUGAUGGUCUUAACCAGUCUCUGUGCCAGCACGGCGUUCGCUUUCCUCUCCAUGGGUGUUGCCACGGACUACUGGAUAUACAUGACCGAGAUAGUGACGGGGUGCAAUCAGACAGAGGUGACUAAAUCCACGCAUGCCGGUUUGUGGAAAAAAUGCUAUUCACAAGAAUGCAUGAAAGUUAAGCUGAACUGCAGUUAUAUCAAGUACUUCAGUCUUGAAGAAAAGGAUGAUUCUCAGAGAACAGAGGCAAUACUUUAUAACAUCAAGACUUCGACCAUGAUGCCAUUAAUCAGUCUGCUUCUGCAAAUGACGGGAGGGAUCGUCUGCUUUGCCAGCCAUUGCUAUGACAAGAAGUUAUACCUGUCCUUUGUUGCUGGGGUCCUGUUUGUCCUGGCAGGUCUCAGCACACUAAUUGGUUUAAUAUUCUACAUCGGCGCCAUUGCAAGCGAAGCAGCUCAUGUACGUCCACCCGGCAUAGGAGAGAAACCUGUUUUUACCUACAGAUACGGUUCAUCAUUCACUAUGGUCGCCACUUCGUUUGCCAUCAUGGAACUUUCUGGCGUGCUAUCCGUUUACUUAUUCAUAUUCCGGUAUAAAAGUGAAAACAGAAAAAAGAGGGAAAGGUUACGCGCUAUCAAUGAUAGCGUCCAGCCCACUGAGAAUCAUGUUGGGGGUGGUGCCAGCCACGUGAUUAGAAAUUCAAGGCGUCGCCGAUCGCGCUCAAGGUCACAUGACCGCGAGCAUUCUCGAGAAAAUUCUCCUUCGCAUUCUGAAAGGACCUACUUCACCUAUGCAGCUGGAAUGUCUAGAGAAACUUCCAACUACACACUUUCUAGAGACUUUCCAGGCCAAAACCAUGCGGAUAUGUUCCUUUUAAAGCCUCUGAAUCCUAACAACCAUCAUUCGGAUUCUUCCCACAGAAUGACCCCCGUAUGAAUGGAAAGUAUUGGUUUCAUGAAAAAUGGAAGCUCAGCCUCGCAAGA